AUGAAGCCCUCCGAUCAUGGGCCUCUCCUUCGUCGCAAGUCUUCGACUCCUCAUUACCAGACAUUUGGCGGCAUAUCGCCUCCCAAGUCUCGUGGGCGACCGCUGUCUGAUUCCUCCAACUCCUCCAGCCACGACCUGCACAAUGGUGACGACAACCACCAACACAGCUCGCCGCUGCCGAAGAAACAGAUGGCUAUCUUAGCCGUUAUAGCUCUGUGCGAACAGACAGCACUCAAUUCUAUCAGUCCCUACCUGCCUGCAAUGGCGUCGACGUUCCCCGAAGUGAAACAAGGACAAGUGGGCAUAUAUGUUGGGACAAUCGCUUCUGCCUUUGCGCUUGCGCAGCUGGCGACAAAUUUCUUCUGGGGAUGGCUGUCGGAUCAUAUUGGAAGAAAACCGGUAAUAUUGAUGGGCACAAUAUUUACGGCUGCCUGCUUCGUGGCGUUUGGUUUUGUGAAGACGCUACCACAAGCCAUUGCGGUUCAAGCGUUUAUGGGUCUGCUGAAUGGGAACCAAGGUGUUGUCUCUACCUGCCUUGGGGAAAUUACCGACCGAAGCAAUCAAUCGCGGGCUUUCACCUAUCUCCCUGUCAUCUAUGGCCUUGGAGGUAUCACCGGCCCUAUCAUUGGCGGUGUGUUGGUGUUUCCCAGGAAUCCUUUCGAUAAAUCGAAGCCCAAUCCGUACCCUUACCUUCCACCGAACCUCCUAUCAGCAGCAAUCCUCUUGGUAGACUUCAUCUUGACGUCACUUUUCCUCGAGGAAAGCUUAGAAGAGGCACAGUAUCUCCAACCUCUGGGUUCCAGGGUGCGCAACCUAUUUUCAUGGCUUUGGCAGUUCACCUCCUCCAGCAGACCUCAUUACCUCCGCCGAAAAGGCAAAAGCCACCAAACCCCAGUCCAUCCGAACGGUCUUGCAGAGGUUUCCGACGACGAAGAUACCGAUGGCGGGACAGAGCCUGCCGUGUUCUUCCCUGCCUCGGAAGAAUUGAAGAAGAAAGAUGUGCUCAACCGAGACACCAUCCUCCUCCUUGUGACAUACCUCAUUUUCCAAUUAGCCAACAUUUCCUUUAACUCGCUCUAUCCCAUUUUCGCCCAAGCCUCACCACCCACUGGCCGGAACCUCGACCCAGAAGAGAUUGGCCUGUCGCUCGCCUUCGCCGGAGUAGUGACCAUUCUAUUCCAGAUUGGUGUUUUCGGCAAACUGCGGGACAUGAUGGGAAAUAGAUGGGCAUACAGAAUCGGUUUAGCUGGAUUUGUGAUUGCCUACGUCCUUAUGCCUUGGGUGGGUUACAAAGACGAUGCUGACGGAAAAAUGGGUACACAUGGCGCGGUAUGGUUAUGGCUAGAGAUUUGUACUGUCCUUCUUAUCAAGACAGUGGCGGCAGUAGGUGGUCUGACCAGCGCUCUAUUAUUGAUCACCAACUCGGCGCCUAAUCACUCUGUCCUGGGGACUCUCAAUGGCCUUGCACAGACACUCUCAGCUGCAGGUCGAGCGGUCGGCCCAUUUGUCUCGGGCAGUCUCUUCUCACUUGCCACCCGAGUUCGCCCCAAGGGAGAAGCCCUAGCAUUCGGCGUCUUUGGCGGCAUUUCAUUUAUUGGCUUCUUGUUAAGCUUCGGUAUCCGAUCGCCCAACUUGGAGGCCGAGGGAUGGGACUCGGAGGACGACGACGAUGAUGAAGACGAUGACGGGUCUGACAAAUCGGAAGAUGAGGAUGCUUGA
Messenger RNA from Fonsecaea nubica, 1719 nucleotides. RefSeq lists its product as hypothetical. Gene Ontology annotation, biological process: transmembrane transport. Gene Ontology annotation, molecular function: transmembrane transporter activity. The record is from RefSeq and is a predicted model, not a curated record. NCBI's taxonomy places the organism in Eukaryota, Fungi, Ascomycota, Eurotiomycetes, Chaetothyriales, Herpotrichiellaceae. The transcript has 2 exons. Bases 1 to 1719 code for a protein of 572 amino acids.